Peromyscus californicus insignis is the source of this 3854-nucleotide messenger RNA. It is a transcript of the gene Lrrc2, whose product is annotated as leucine rich repeat containing 2. Gene Ontology annotation, molecular function: protein binding. The transcript is spliced from 9 exons. The record is from RefSeq and is a predicted model, not a curated record. Lineage: Eukaryota; Metazoa; Chordata; Mammalia; Rodentia; Cricetidae. Bases 606 to 1721 code for a protein of 371 amino acids.
GCCAGCCCUCUGUGGAGGCGUUCAGGGGAUUCUGCCUGCCGAGCUCGUUCAAUAAGCCUGCUGUGCCCAGGUGCCAAGCCCUCCCCGACCAGAUCUGUUUUGUCUCUUGCUAGGCUGAGUCACAUAGAAUAGAUAGUUUAUCAGCACAUGUCCUCCAGAUCAUAUUAUCCGCUUACAAAUAUAGCCUGUUAGCGCACAGGCACGGUAGUCCUUCCGCUGGGGGUGUUGCUCUGAGAGUGUAAACAGCGCCGAAAGCGGAUUACAGGGUGGCAGCCGCGGCCGGGGACUCUCAGCACCACCCGCACAGGGAAGGUGAGUGGCGGGUGGUCUCGGCCGCAGCGGCGGAGGGGUGUGAGCUAGCAGAUGGGAGCGCCGGUCCUGCGACUGCGCGGAAGCUGAGUGGGGCGUCGCGGCUGCUUGGGGGGGACCCGCCACCGCGCCUGCGUUGUGGCUUUGGCUGGUGAGCUCCGGCCAGCAACCACCCAAGCACACGGAGGGGACCAGGCUUUAAUCGGUGCUUAGUUCAAGAACCACAAUUGAGUGGGGCGACAGAAAUCACGUCGGGAUGCACGGGUGCCCUCAGGUAAUUUUAUGCUGCUCCCCAAAUGGGACACAAAGUGGUGGUGUUUGACAUUUCUGUCGUCAGAGCCUUGUGGGAAACUCGUGUCAAGAAGCACAGAGCAUGGCAGAAGAAGGAGGCUGAGAGGCUGGAGAAGAGCGCACUGGAGAAGAUAAAGGAAGAGUGGGACUUUGUGGCUGAGUGCAGGAGGAAGGGCGUGCCCCAGGCACAGUACUGCAAGAAUGGCUUCGUGGAUACCAGUGCAAGGCUCCUGGAAAAGAUGGAGAGGAACUCCGUCACCAGGCAGAGUGCAUGGGUCAAGGACAGAGGCAAACGGAGCAAUCCAUUUGUGUUUGAACUUUCAGGGGCACAGUGGAAGGAGCUGCCUGAUUCGCUGAAGGAGCAGACACACCUCAAAGAAUGGCACAUUCACAGCACCCUGAUUCAGAUCAUUCCUACAUACAUCGAGCUGUUUCAAGCAAUGAGAAUUCUGGAUUUGCCGAAAAACCAAAUCACGAGUCUUCCAGCUGAAAUUGGUCGCUUAAAGAACCUGAAAGAACUCAACGUGAGUUUCAACCAUCUGAAGAGUAUUCCCCCGGAGCUGGGAGACUGUGAGAAUCUGGAGAAACUAGACUGCUCUGGGAACCUGGACCUGGUGGAGCUCCCCUUUGAAUUGAGUAAUUUGAAGCAAGUGACGUUUGUCGAUAUCUCAGCAAACAAGUUCUCCAGUGUCCCGAUCUGUGUCCUGCGGAUGUGCCGUCUACAGUGGUUGGAUAUCAGCAGCAAUAAUCUGAGUGACCUGCCACAAGACAUAGACAGGCUGGAAGAGCUGCAGGGCUUUCUCCUGUAUAAAAACAAGCUGACCUACCUUCCUCAAGCCAUGCUCAACCUCAAAAAGCUCACCUUGCUGGUUGUCAGUGGGGAUCACCUGGUGGAGCUCCCGACUGCUCUCUGCGAUGCCUCUACACCUUUAAAAUUUGUAAGCCUUAUGGACAAUCCUAUAGAUAAGACCCAGUGUCAAGACAGCGAUGAAAUAGUAGAAAGUGAACAGGACCGUCAGCAUUUUGACAAAGAGUUUAUGAAAGCAUAUAUUGAAGAUCUUAAAGAAAGAGAAGCUGUUCCCAGUUAUACCACUAAAGUGUCGUUUAGCCUUCAACUUUGACUUGACCCACCAGAAGACCACAAAAUCUUGCUGCCUUGUGCUCCACAUCUUUGUAUAUGUGUUACAUCUUAUAGGAAUUGUGGCUUGUGCUUAAGGACAAAGUCUAGAAACUACAUCACUGUUAAGAAAAUAAUUUUCAAAUUUCAAAUAUGGGAAGACUGAUGAAUUUGCUUAUGUAAUAAUAUUAAUAGACUAAUUGUUCUAAGGAAUGCACAUUUAAUAUUUUAGGAAAUACAUUGUUUAAAAAAUGUAGCAUAUAGAACAAGUUUUGCAAUUGGAUGCAUUAUUUUCAGGACUCAAGGGCUAGAGGGUUGUAAAUGAAAGAGAAUUUAUCACCUUGAAAAUGUUUUAGUAUACUGUUUAUUUUUAAUGAGAAUAAUGCUCCUUGAGCUUAAACGAGUUACUAUUUCCACAUUUUAAAUUUAUUUUGGCAAGUACAUUUAAAAUUGUAUUUUAACUCUCAGGAGAGACUGAAGGUGUAAUUUGGGUCUUGAGGGUGGAGAGAAGGGCUGGUGUGUGGAGUACAUUGGGCACUGGAUGCUCAAAUGGCGUGGGCCUAGGGAGGUCUGAACGGUGUGCUUGGGGAGCAUCCUGCCCUGACUGGUUACCUGGUAGAGCUGGGACAUCACAACAAAAACCAGAGGCAAUGCCCUCAAGGCUCCUUCCUGUAGGUGGCCCGGUGAGUGAGGAGUCCACACUGAUGACCCCUAGAAGGGCUUCUAUGGGAACCAUAGGAGGGCUCUGCCCACUGGAGUGCAGCUGUGGGCGAGCAGGAGCCGCUGGGAUGUAGUUUGCAUUGGUGAAGGCAGGGCUCGCUUUUGGGCUCUGUGCUCUUGUAUCACAUUAUACCCCUGGAAGAAUUGUAUAAAGCUUCUAUUUUUAUACCAGUGUCUUAGAUUAAAACAGACAGGAGGUGGCUGGUUGUCUUGAAGACAGGAGGAAAAAUGCACAUGGAUCACUUGUUUGUAUGUGUGGACUCCUCCCUGGGGUAGUCCAGGGCGGCCGCUACAGCCUUUGCUUGCAGUGGGGGAAGCACUCUGUAUCUGUGUCGUUAGACGCCAUACUAUCCAGGCACGGAACACUUGCUGUCUGAUGACCCUGGAAAACUAAAUUUUAAAUGCAGUGUACUUCAAUAGCCGCUGUGGCUACCAUACUGUACGGCAAGGCCUAACCUGUUGGCUUGGGGUAGGAAGAGGUUAUCUGUGAUUUAAAAAAAAGGGGGGGGGAUUUUUACUUUUUCUUACCUGAAGAACUGAUUUGCUCUCAGAAUCAUAUAAUUUAAAAAGGUUACCACAUACACAAUUAAUUAAAACAAAACUAAACUAAAAACCUAAAACAAAAGGUUAGUAGGGCUGGGAGAUGACUCAGCUGUUGAAGUUGUUGCUGCCCAGCUCUAAGGACCAGCGGAAGGCUGAUGAGAAACCCAUGGCAAUGUCAAGUGGGCAUGGUGGCCCACCUGUAACUCCAGUCCUGGGAAAUGGAAACAGGAUGUGUUCAGAGCAAACUGGCUAGGUAGCCAAGCCCACCGGAAGCUUUUGUUUCGAAUAGGAGACCCUGGCUCAGUAAAUAAAGUGGAAAGAUGAUAGAUGAUUCAAACUCAGGCCUCUCCGUGUGCACGUGCAUGCACACACAAAACACACACACACACACACCCUACACACAUGCAAAACUAUGUAACGCAUACAUAAACACUCACAGGAAACGGAAAGAAGACAGGUUAAAAUCAGCGUCUUGAUAUUUUGCCUGUGUCAGUAGUUUGAAUUAAGUCCAAACAUUUUUAUCCUUCAUAGAUAUAAAACAGGUAGCAUCCUCCAGUCAUAGGGAGAUGUCUCAGUAGAGGGUUCCUUCAACAAAAAGCAAACAGUGAGACGUGGGCUAAGAGGUGCAGAGUCGGAAGAUGAGGACUACUUUAAACUUCAUGCCUUUCUUCUCAACACUUAAAAAUGUUUCAAGUUGAUGAGUUGCCCUACUUGAAUGACUUCAGAAUUUUAUUUCAUACUCAAAUACGUGUUUUAUAUCAAGAUAUGAAAAUUGUAUGUGAAAAGACGGAAGUGUAGAAUUUUACACAAAUAGACUGUUCAUAAUUUAUGUAAGUUUUAUUUAAAUAAAGCCAGCCUUUUGUGUAAAAUCCUU